This is a messenger RNA of Eucalyptus grandis, 3146 nucleotides long. Its product is annotated as SART-1 family protein DOT2-like. Lineage: Eukaryota; Viridiplantae; Streptophyta; Magnoliopsida; Myrtales; Myrtaceae. The record is from RefSeq and is a predicted model, not a curated record. Gene Ontology annotation, biological process: maturation of 5S rRNA; mRNA cis splicing, via spliceosome. Gene Ontology annotation, cellular component: U4/U6 x U5 tri-snRNP complex.
UGGCGUGGCUUUUAAAAACGCCGCCCGAAAUUCAAGCGUCGCGCACAGCCGCGGGGUUUUGUCUUUCUCCCAUCCACCUUCCCGUUACGCUCGGCUGCUCUGUUCCAUCGCUCGCGAAUCUGGAAUCGGACGGGCUCCCGCUAGUGCUUUCCAAGUUUUAUUUUUCGGGAGUUCGUGAAUUAGUUUUGGCAUCAUUGACAGCACUCGGCUGAAGGUCGUAGCACUCGUGUAAAAUAGAGUGAGGAGAUGGAAUUGGAGGAAUCUCCCUACAGAGAGAAGCGAGGUGUGGGAGACGGUGAUUCUGAGGAAAUUGGUGGGCAUAAGUCUAGAGAAUCGAGUAAGCAUAGGAAUAAGGAUCGGAAAAAGAGAGGUCACCAAGAAGAGAAGGAUCAAGGGAACAAAGUAAAAGGUAAAGAAGCAAAAGACGAUAGACUCUCAAGCAGGGAUCGGAGGAAGGAUGAUAGAGAUGAGCGUGAGAAGGAUAGGAGGAAGGAAGAUGGAGAGGAGUACGAGAAGGAUAGGAGCAGGAUUACUAAGGGCAGAGAGAAAGAAAGAGAUUAUGAACAGCGUGACAAACGUAGAGACCAGGAGAAGGAGCGGGAGCAGGAGCGAGAACACGAGAGGGAAAAAGAUCGAAAGGAUAGACGGAAGGAUCGUGAGGUAGAAAAGGAGAGUGAUGACAAAGAGAAGGGGAAGGAGAAGAGUAGCAGGGAGAAAGAAAGAGAAAGGGAAAAGGAGAAGCCAAAGGAGAAAGAGAGAGAAAAAUAUAGAGACAAAUGGAGAGAAAAGGAGAAGGACAGGAUGACAGAUGAAGCAAAGGAGAAGAGCAAUAGGAAGAGGGAUAGGGAGGAAGAUCACAACAGAGACGGGUCAAGAGAUAAAGAAAGGGUAAUCAGGAAGGGGGAUGCACGCGAUUAUGAUAGGAUCAAGGAUAAUAGAGUGGAAUUUGACAUUGCUGAAGAAAAGGAAGAUGUUGGGCAUGGGCAAGAUCCCGAUAGUGCUUCGGAUGGAACUAGGUUGUCCACCUCCAAACUACAAGACCGCAUCUCAAAAGCAAAAGAAGGGAGACUGAAAAGACAGCCCGAGUCUGAGGGUGCUUCUGAGAUGUUGGCAUGGGUUAAUAGGAGUCGUAAGCUUGAACACAAAAGGAAUGAAGAAAAGGAGAAAGUCCUGCAGCUAUCAAAAGUAUUUGAGGAGCAGGAUGAUAUUGGUCAUGGAGAGAGCGAAGAUGAGCAGGAAGUUCCCAGAAAUGCUCAUGAUCUAGUGGGGGUGAAAGUACUUCACGGACUUGAUAAGGUUAUUGAAGGUGGGGCAGUUGUUUUGACACUCAAAGAUCAGAACAUACUUGCAAAUGGAGACAUCAAUGAAGAAGUUGAUAUGCUUGAGAAUGCGGAAAUUGGAGAGCAGAAACAGAGGGAUGAAGCUUACAAAGCUGCCAAGAAGAAAACUGGAAUCUAUGAUGACAAAUUCAGUGAUGACCCUGCAUCGGAGAAGAAAAUGCUUCCACAAUAUGACGACCCGGCUCAAGAUGAGGGGGUCACUCUCAACUCGAGUGGACAUUUGACCAAUGAAGCUGAAAAGAAAUUGGAAGAGCUAAGAAGGAGGCUACAGGGUGCUUCUUCAAGUAGUCAUUAUGAAGAUCUCACCUCAUCUGCCAAGACCUCGUCCAAUUAUUACACUCAAGAAGAAAUGCUUCGAUUCAGAAAGCCCAAGAAAAAGAAAUCGUCAUGGAGGAAAGAAAAGUUGGACUUAGAUGCCCUUGAAGCGGAAGCAGUUUCGGCAGGGCUGGCUGCUGGAGAUCUUGGAUCACGUAAGGAUGGGAGGAGGCAGGCUAGCAGAGAGGAACAAGAGAAAAUCGAGGCUGAGAUGAGAAAGAAUGCCUUCCAAUUGGCCUAUGCUAAAGCAGAGGAGGCAUCUAGGUUACUGCGGGUGGAGCAAACUCUUCCUGUUAAGACGGAGAAUGACGAAAACAUGGUCAUUGCUGACGACGAUGAAGAUCUUUAUAAAUCUUUAGAAGCUAGGAAAUUGGCUCUAAAGAAGCAAGAAGAGAAGGGGGCUUCUGGUCCUAAAGCGAUAGCUCUUCGUGCCAGUAGUAUUCCCAGCACACACAAUGCAGAAAAUCAGAGUGUCACGACUGGAGAAUCACAGGAAAGCAGGGUUGUCAUGACAGAAAUAGAAGGUUUUGUUUCAGGCCUCGAGGUUGAUGAAGUUUCUCGUAAGCCUGACACAGAAGAUGUCUUCAUGGAUGAAGACGAAGCACCAGUAACAUCCGGUAAUGAAGUAAAAGAUGAGCCCGGAGGCUGGACAGAAUUUAAAGAAUUUGGUAAUGAUGAAGGUCCAGUUAAUGAGGAUAAGGAGGAAGUUGUUCCGGAUGAGACAAUUCAUGAAGCUGCAGUGGGGAAAGGGCUGUCAGGUGCUUUAAAGCUGCUCAAGGAACGGGGAACACUUAAAGAAACUGUUGAUGAGCGGGGUGGUAGAAACAUGGAUAAGAAGAAAAGCAAGCUCGUAGGCAUUGCAGAUGAUGGACAGAAAGAGAUCCACAUUGAAAGGAGGGAUGAAUUUGGCCGAAUAUUAACUGCAAAAGAAGAUUUCCGAUUGCUUUCCCAUAAAUUUCAUGGAAAAGGGCCUGGCAAAAGGAAGCAAGAGAAGCGCAUAAAGCAAUACCAGGAAGAAUUGAAGUUGAAGCAGAUGAAGAAUUCAGACACGCCUUUUGUUGCAGAGAGGAUGAGGGAAGCUCAAGCUCAAAUGGAGACACCUUAUCUUGUGCUUAGUGGUCAUGUUAAGCCUGGGUAUGUUUUCCUGUGUUGAAAAAUCAAGUGGCUAUUUCUUUAUUCACUGGCAAUUAAGUACAUAGCAUUUUAGAAUAACCUGACUUUAUAAGAUGUCAAUGUGGAGUGCCUUGUUCCGUGACUAAAGUGCUCGACUGUCUUUUUGCUUUGCUCCUUCAGAUUUUCUACUUAUCCUAAAUUCCUCAGAGACUGGGCUCUGUCAAGGAUACAUUUCUGUUUUCGUAUGUACAGCUGCAUAGAUCACUGCCCGGACGACUCUUUCCGGAUUAUAUUUCCCCAGACGUUUUGAGAGGAAUCUCCAGUUCCAAGACUUGUGAAUUCGUUAACUUAUAAAUCGUGGCCUAUGACCAUGCAUUA